AUGGCCCGACUCACAUUAUCCCUAAGCAAUACACCUCAUGGAAUAAGUAGAAACCGCGGAAUCGAGGCCCGAACAGGCCCUUUCCAAGCCCGGAUGAUCGCUCUCAAGCCCGUAAUCGAGCGUGCCCCGGCACUCCAUCUCCUCGUCAAACUCGCUCACGAACUCCGGCAUCUCAAACCCUAUCCUCCUCACAUAAUCCCACAAAAACUCCACCCUGUUCACUUAAUUACCCGCCGCCGGAGGCGAAGAGUACUCGGCCGAGGGUCGCGAGGAAGAGGCGGGACUGGAGGCCCGGGUGGAGGAAACCUUGACCGGUACGGCGUCGUAUAUGGACCUCAGGGCCGAUAUUCCGGCGAAGUUGUCGGCCCGGUUCACCUCCGUGUUGACGUAAACCACCGAGAACCGCCGCCCCUCCAAUCCCGGAAAAAUCUCGGCCUCCAGUAUUUUCCGAUGAUGCGGAGGAUUGGGCGGCCGCGCUUGUCCCGGCCUUGGAUCUUGAAGAUUUCGAGUUUCCUGAUGAGCUUAUCCUGUUCGGAUUCGGAGAGUAUUGUUGAAAUCAUGGAGGGAAGGAAGGCAGAGAUGAGACAAACAGCCGCACUUAAUGCCACGUUCUCUAACACCUCCGUCAAGACCAUAUCCCCUUACCGUUAA
Molecule: messenger RNA, 651 nt
Organism: Striga asiatica
Lineage: Eukaryota; Viridiplantae; Streptophyta; Magnoliopsida; Lamiales; Orobanchaceae
Source: the annotation of a GenBank genome assembly